AUGGUGUUCGGCGGUGAGGCGCCCGCUUCUUCUCCCGCCCCUGAAGCUCCGGCUUCUACUCCCACGCCGGCACCGGCCUCGACGCCGGCACCUGCCGCGACGCCCGCCACGCCCGAACCGGCUGCCGGCGCCAACCCGCUGCUGGCCACGCCCGAACGCGCGUCUCGUCGCGAGAAGAUGAGCCGCAUGCGUCUGCGCACAGCCGAGCGUCUGAAAGAGUCGCAGAACACUGCGGCCAGCCUCACGACCUUCCAGGAGGUCGACAUGUCCAAGCUUAUGGGUCUGCGCAAGCAGUACAAGGACGCGUUCGAGGCCAAGCACGGCGUCAAGCUGGGCUUCAUGUCUGCUUUCGUUAAGGCCAGUGCUUCGGCGCUGCUUGAAGUGCCCGGCGUUAACGCAAUGAUCGACGACGAGCACCAGGAGAUCGUGUACCGUGACUAUGUGGACAUGAGCGUGGCCGUGUCAACCCCUAAGGGUCUAGUGACCCCGGUGCUGAAGAACACGGAGUCUAUGAGCUUCGCUGACGUGGAGAAGGGACUGGCCGAGCUCGCUGCCCGCGCGCGUGACGGUAAGUUAACGCUCGAGGAGAUGACGGGCGGUAAUUUUACCAUCUCGAACGGCGGCGUCUUCGGCUCGCUCAUGGGCACGCCUAUCAUUAACCUGCCGCAGUCCGGUAUCCUCGGCAUGCACGGCACGAAGAUGCGCCCCGUCGUGGUGGACGGAGAGGUGGUCGCGCGUCCCAUGAUGUACCUGGCGCUCACGUACGACCACCGCCUCAUCGACGGCCGUGAGGGCGUCACGUGCCUCAAGGCCAUCGCCGACAAGAUCGAGAACCCGGAGCGUCUGCUGCUCGACAUUUAAGGCGCCUUAUACUCGAGGGUGGGAGAAGUGCAAGGAAUAUAUACAGAAGGAAUAAAAUAUGUUUCUUGCAGG
Molecule: messenger RNA, 933 nt
Organism: Phytophthora nicotianae INRA-310
Lineage: Eukaryota; Oomycota; Peronosporomycetes; Peronosporales; Peronosporaceae
Exons: 1
Coding region: 1-861 (286 amino acids)
Biological process (GO): tricarboxylic acid cycle
Cellular component (GO): oxoglutarate dehydrogenase complex
Molecular function (GO): dihydrolipoyllysine-residue succinyltransferase activity
Source: RefSeq, a predicted model, not a curated record